AGAGAGAGUUGUGUUUGAGAUGGGUAAUGUGCGUUACGAGAGAGCACGCUUUCUUCUCAUCUUCAGGCACUUUCGCAAGAUUCAUGUGUCAAAUGCGGCUUAUACGGAAACGAUGGACUAUCUGCAUCAUAAGCAUCCUGCUGAUAUUCUACAAAACGACAGAUAUAGGCAGAAAUGAAGCGCGCCAGAAGACUGGACUGACAGGGAGGUCUGAGCCCAGUUCCACCAGACUGAUGGCUAAUGGCUCCGAGAAGCUGUUUGGCUUUAGUUUAAGCGAUCUGAGUGAUAUGGGAGUGGGAUGGAAGAUAAAUGCCACCCUUGUGACCAUCAUAAGGAAAGACGUGCUUCGCUUCUUGGAUGCGGAGAGGGACGUGUCUGUUAUCAAGAGCAAUUUCAAACCAGGCGAUACCGUCCACUACGUUCUAGACCGACGCAGAACGUUCAAUGUUUCUCAGACUCUACACACUUUACUUCCCGAAGUCUCUCCACUAAAGAACAAGACCUUCAAGACCUGUGCUGUGGUGGGGAACUCAGGCGUUCUCCUGAAGAGUGGAUGUGGGAGGGAGAUAGACAGCCAUAGUUUUGUUAUACGAUGUAACCUCGCUCCUCUGGAAGAUUUUGCAGACGACGUGGGUUUGAGGUCAGACUUCACCACUAUGAACCCCUCUGUGAUCCCUCGGGUGUAUGGGGGUCUACAGGACGAACGACAGCAGGAGCAGUUCAUCCAACGUUUACAGCAGCUGAACAACAGUGUGCUCUGGAUCCCUGCCUUCAUGGUGAAGGGUGGAGAGAGGCAUGUGGAAACUGUGAACCAGCUCAUUGUUAAACACAAAGUCAAAGUGCGCAUGGCAUACCCUUCGCUCCGCCUGAUCCAUGCCGUAAGAGGGUACUGGCUCACAAAUAAGAUCAAUAUCAAACGACCCUCUACUGGAUUAUUGAUGUACACGAUGGCUACGCGCUUCUGCGACGAAAUCUAUCUGUAUGGAUUCUGGCCUUUUCCCAAAGACGGCAACGGAAACCUUGUUAAAUAUCAUUACUAUGAUGGACUUAGAUAUCGCUAUUUUUCCAACGCGGGUCCUCACCGGAUGCCGCUGGAGUUCAAGACGCUGAAGAAACUGCACAGCAAGGGUGCACUCAAACUGACCACAUCUAAAUGCGCAUACCCUUGAGCUCACGAACCGACGCUCAGACUGAGAAAUCAAGCUACAAUUUCAAGCUUUGGAGAACGAGUGUGCCUUCAACUGCAACUGCUCAUCUUGCGAUACGUCUGAUUUUGUUUACUGUAGAGAAAGUGCAAUGCUUUACGCACUGAACAAACAACUGUGAUUUCCAAAUGACAAACGAUACAGUCGUGUUUAGUGCGUUGAUGUUACGGUCUUGCUAAGCGAUCUUGUCUGAAAAUGUCUUGCACAAAAGUUGCCAAAGAUACUUUAUUUUUAGUAUAUGGAACCAUGGUUAUUUUUUGAUACACACAAUUUAGAGACUCCCAUACAGCUAUACAAGCAGCUCCAAAAAAAAGUCAAAUCGUGUGUAAAGUAAAGAUUUUAUGAGUUUAAGUCAUAGAAUAUGGCAACUUGUUGAGUUUGAUUUCACCCGACAGCAUCCACUUUUUUUUAAUGGCCUGGAGAUUUAAAUAAUAGGUGUAAAUGAUUUUCUAUCAAUGUGAAAUAAAAAAACAUCUGGUUUGUUGUCAAUGAACCAUAUAGUUCCCAGUGGCGCUGUUAAGUUAGGAAGAAUCCAAGGGCCCGACAAUGGAGGGGGGCCCCCCGAAGGAGAAAUGCGGGACAUGAUCUCGAUUAAUUACUGCAGGGGAAAAACUACUGAGAGGGAAAAAAAGGGAAGCACUGGUAUCAGUCUAAAUUGGAUGAAUGCUUAACUUGUAUAUUGUCGAAAAGUAAUUUAGACCAAUGUGUCUUAAUCAAAUGUACUGCUGUAUGUCAGAUUGUAUUGGCAUGCCGGAAACUGAUGACUUGAAUAUUAUAACCCCUCAUAUUAUUUAUGUGGCAUUACAUUGUGUGUCUUACUGGUGGCUUACUGUAAGUAUGGACAAACAGUAAAACGUUCUGAGCGUAUUAUCGAUGCAGAACUGUUUGUAUCUUCAGUAAAUGCAUAAUAUAUGUACGUUAGGCCUUUUUGAAUGAAGACAUGCAAUGCCUUAGAGUAUUGAUUUACAAUUCUGUUUUUCUACUACAGUGCAUUCUUUUAUUUAUAUUGUAAUGUAUUUUGUAUUUCAAACAAAUUAAAUGCGUUUUUAAGCA
Molecule: messenger RNA, 2258 nt
Organism: Puntigrus tetrazona (Sumatra barb)
Lineage: Eukaryota; Metazoa; Chordata; Actinopteri; Cypriniformes; Cyprinidae
Gene: st8sia4
Product: ST8 alpha-N-acetyl-neuraminide alpha-2,8-sialyltransferase 4
Exons: 5
Coding region: 27-1169 (380 amino acids)
Biological process (GO): oligosaccharide metabolic process; N-glycan processing
Molecular function (GO): alpha-N-acetylneuraminate alpha-2,8-sialyltransferase activity
Source: RefSeq, a predicted model, not a curated record